Messenger RNA from Microthlaspi erraticum, 1929 nucleotides. Lineage: Eukaryota; Viridiplantae; Streptophyta; Magnoliopsida; Brassicales; Brassicaceae. The record is from the annotation of a GenBank genome assembly.
AUGGCGAACUCGAAAGAGAACACUCCCACCGGGAGCCCGUCUCCCUCAGAAGAAAACUUAAGCGACAGUCUACCAGGCACGAUAGACAAGUCGCUACCCGCUGAAGGUAGGGACAAGCCUGUCCCUACAAGAAACCCAUCUUUCUCGCCACAGAGAUCCGUCUCGCCGCGAAGAUCGACUUCGCCGCAACGAUCUCCUCCGCCAAGAAAGGACGAGAGCCCUCCUCCGUCCGCACCACGCCGCUCGAGAAAAUCUUCCUCGAGCGACAAACCCCGCAGCUCGAAGAAAUCCUCCUCGAGCGAGAAGAUCCUCAAACUCAUGGAGAAUCUCGUCAAGCCACUCGCCGACGGUUUCGAGUCAAUGCGAGCACAGCAGAAAAAGACUCAGGAACAGGUGGAAGCCCUAGCACGAGAAGACGAUGAAAAUCCGUCAAGUCCCACCGACGGAACAACCCCCCGUCCUGCGCACUUCAGGCGACUUACCACUCAAGAGCUUGAACGGGUGAAUCGCCGCCUCGACGAGGUCGAUUCGAAAGUUCAUCGCGCCACCAGCUCAGCUCCGGAAUUGACGAAAGCACUCGCCGACACCCGAAGAAGCCCGCUCACCCGCAGGCUCCGCCAGAUUGAGCUACACGAAAGAGUUCGACUCAAAAUCGACUCUUACACCGGCGAAGAAGACCCCAAGAAGUGGCUAACCGCGUUCAACCUCGCCAUGAGGAGGGAGAAAUACAAAUCUUACGAUGAAAGGGAGGCCAACUACUGUCAAGUAUUCGUCGAGCACAUGGCGAAAGAUGCCUUGACCUGGUUCUCUAACCUCCCCGCCGAGUCGAUCGAUAACUUCGACGACCUAACCAAUGCUUUUCUGAAGCAUUACUCCAUGCACAUGACCCGAAUCACUCGGAACAUGUUCACCACAACGCAAACCCAAGGCGAACCAUUGCGCAGCUUUAUGGAAAGGUUCAAACAAGCAGCUCGCGACACUGGCGACAUGCCCGAUAGCGUCCCGCUGGAAGCACUCCGCAACGGCCUCUGGUACGACUCCAAGUUCAAGGAGGAUUUGUCACUAAAACCCCCUGCGACUCUGGAGGACGCGUUCCACCGCUCUCGGAACUACAUCUUCCUCGAGGAAGACCAGCGCUUCUACGCCGAGAAACAUGGAGAUAGGAGGGCAACCUCGACGAAACCCAGAGAGGAACCCAUGGAGGCGCGAAGAAGACACGAUCCAAAGAGGUCUCUCCUCACAGCGUUCGCAGCAGCCGACGACGAGUUCGAGCAAGAACACGCAGCGGCCGUUUCGAUGCCACAAGACAUCAACUCGCUCGGAGAUGACAACGAUACCAAAGCUUUCUGCAAGUUCCACGGGAGGACUGGCCACGCCACUGAAAACUGCAAACACCUAAUGAGCAACCUCAUGCGCAUGUACCAUCGAGGAGAAAUCCCGCCAAUGGACGGUGAUAGAAAAGGCGGAAGCCCGCUUGGGAAAAGGAAUCGUGAUGACCACGACGACCUACCUCCGCCACCGAAGCGACAAGUCAGCAUGAUCAUGGGAGGCUUCCUGGAUAACGACGAUUCCAUAUCGGCGAUCAAGGAAUACGAACGAAAGGCCGUCGCGGCACAACGCUACCCGUAUAUCCAUAAAGGGAUCCCUACCAUCUCCUUCACGGAUAAGGAUGCGAGCGGGCUGGACAUCCCUCACCUUGACCCACUCGUAAUCACUCUACAGAUCCACGAUUGUGACGUCGCGAAGGUCCUGGUUGAUACCGGGAGUACGGUGAACCUCAUCUUUCUGGAAACACUGAACCGCAUGGGGUGGAGGAAGGAUCUAUCAAACCUACAUCCCGUCCCCUCACCGGUUUCACCGCCGAGCAUGUUUACAGCUGUGGCACAGUCCGGCUCCCCGUUUAUGUCGGCGGAAUUUCAAAGCUCUUGA